Messenger RNA from Anguilla rostrata (American eel), 3132 nucleotides. RefSeq names its product NXPE family member 4-like. Lineage: Eukaryota; Metazoa; Chordata; Actinopteri; Anguilliformes; Anguillidae. The transcript is spliced from 6 exons. The record is from RefSeq and is a predicted model, not a curated record. Bases 226 to 1884 code for a protein of 552 amino acids.
UGAAAUCUCAAAUCUAUUUCAGUCCCGCCCAAAAAAGUCAAUAUACGUGAAACACUGCUUGUAGAAUCAUUGUUCUGUCUAGACGGCAAAUUCCUAUAGCUUCAACUUACAUUUUUUCGUUUUUACCGUAAGGCUUAGCCUAUAGAACUUUGUAAUUGUGGUUUAGGCUACCGCACUGUGAUAUUAUAAUUAUAUUAUUAUUAUUAGGGAAACUUUUUUUUUCAGAUGGAAUUAAUUAAAUCCAUGGAAAGACUGGAGCAGAGCAAGACAACAGACAUUCGCAAAACAACAGACCUUCCAUCAGCAGUUAGACAUCCUUUUGGAACACGGGGAUGCACAUAUUCGAGAAAGAAACUGAUAUUAAUUUUUCUGUGUGUCCUAAGUUUUUUCUUUAUGUAUUUUUCCAAUGUAUGCAAAUGGACAUCAAUAUGGGAGCAAUCUGAGAUCCCUCACAAAGACAUGACUGUAGAUGAAGUAACAUUCUCAACCUCAACCUCCUUCACCUCUUUCAACGACUCUUCCAGUGCUCAGAACAGUGUGGUCAGGCUAGAGCAGCCAAGGGCACAGUACUGUGUGGGGGACACAUUGAAUGUGCUCGUGGAGAUUAGUGACUAUGAAGGUAACCUAAAAGCCUAUGGCGGAGACUUCAUACUGGCCCGGAUCCAUUCUCCAAACCUCAAGGCAUGUGCAUCAGGAAACGUCACUGACCUCCUCAACGGCUCCUAUCGUGUGCAUUUCCACUUGUUUUGGCCUGGAGAGGUGCACGUCUCUGUGCUUCUGAUCCACUCCUCUGAGGCAGUUAAGGUCCUCCAGAAAGACUGGAUUAAGAAUUACAGUAAGAUCACACACAUGGGAACCUUUGUCAUUGGAAGAAAGAAGGAGACGUCUGAGUGUGCCCUCCGGCUAAGCUCAGACACACCCCUGUGUGAAUACAGGAAGAAGCAGGAUGGAGAAUAUUAUGCCUGCUACAAGCCCCAUACCCUUCCCUGCAACUCUCUGACCACCAUGAGGUCUUACGCCUACCAUGGUCCUAAUUUCACAAAGGAGGAAGUUCACCUAUUAGCCCAGGAAAAUACUGGAAUAGCAAUACCAAACAGCUUCAACCCUGUGACAGUGGUUGGUUGUACUGGUACAGUGCACAGACCUACUGAAAAGUGUGUGGUAGGAAUGAACCCCCCUUUUCCUGGGGGAUAUUUCUAUUCAGAUAGGUGGUCUUCUUCCUCCUGUCAGGCAGGCCCCUUCCUCAAUGCAGGUGCCAUUACCAGAUGUUUAAAGGAAAAGACUCUCUAUCUAUUGGGUGACUCCACUGCACGCCAGUGGAUAGAGUAUUUGAAUAGAAAGCUGAAAGGUCUGAGAAUGAAAGGGAGUCGUCUGCUGUCAUAUUUAGCUGUUGAUGCCCGUAAUAAGAUUACUGUCCGAUGGAUAAAGCAUGCUCAUCCCUGGCUUAGCACUUUACCAUCCAGCAUAAAGAAAUCAGUCACCAUUCCUGAAGUACUGGACAGUAUAACACUUGGUCGUGGGCAGAAGGAUGUGAUCGUGGUCAUUGGAAUCGGCCAGCAUUUCCGGCCCUACCCCCCAGAAGUCUUUAUCCGAAGGCUACAAAGCAUCCGCCGGGCGAUUCUGCGGUUACACGCCCGCAUCCCCCAGGCCGUUGUUGUUAUAAAGCUGGAGAACACCAUUAAACUGAGGCCAACGAUGAUAGGUAACAGUAACUGGUAUGGCUACAUGCAGAACCUGGCUCAGAGGAAAGUGUUUGAGUGCCUGAAAGUGGCUCUGGUAGAUGCCUGGGACAUGACUGUGGCUGCCAACACUUUAGACGUCCACCCUAAUCCAGUCAUUGUUUCUAAUCAGGUGGCUCUGGCCCUGUCGUACUCCUGUCAUUAGGCAUGGGUACUGUCUGAAAGGUUACUCUGUAAUUGUGCAUAUUUGUGCUUUUUUUUUCUUUGUAAACUGCAUUUGGAGAUAUCUUGAUGGGAUACGUAUAAAGCCCCUGUGAUCUGCCGGCUCAAAAUGAAUGCAGGUGCAAAAACUCAAAUUUAUUGAGCCACACAAUGAGUUUAUUGACCUCUGCCUGUGUGCCAUGAGAGGCAUUAUUAUUUCAGGAUAAAAACAGGUUUUCUAGUGGAUUAUUGGCCGGCACAAACUGAAACAUGCACCCACUAACAUCAUUUCUGUAGUGAAGCAUGGUGGUAGCAGUAGCAUGCUAUUUGGAUGCUUCUCUUUGGAAAGGGAAUUCUUCUCUACAAACAGUUGUCUGCACCCCACAACCCCUGGCCAACCCACUGAUGCCCACCCAACCAACCAACCCCUGCAUGCUUAUCUGUUGAGACUGCACCAUGGCUCCCCUGACCCCAUAUAGAUUACCUUCAUUUCUCUUUCUUUUGUUGGAUUUCAUUUUUGAUUAUGCUAUAGUUAUAGUGGUAUAAUGACAGGUUACCUGUCUAGUGGUACUUUCUCUACUAACAAUAGAAAUAGUUGUUUGUUAGUUUGUCUGUACCUUCUUUGUGAAAUUGCAUUUUGUAGUCCUUAGAGUAACACUGAUAUUCUCCACUAUAGAUUACUCUGGUAAGGGAAAUCUACCAAGUGUUUGUAUUGUAAUAUAAUGCAAAAAGGGACAGUGAAAUCGAAGGAAAAAUGGACAGUGCAGUAUAUAUAGACAAAUACUUGCAGAAAAUAGAUUUAAUAAAUCACCUUUCAGCAGAAUAAUAAUACAAAGUACUGAGUUAAAAAUGAUAAAGAGGUCACUAUUCUUUAGAGACCCAGACAAAGUCCUGACCUCAGUCUCACCAAAAUCGGUUGAAUAACUUAAAAAUUUCAGCCCAGAAGUAAUGUCCAUGAAACAUGAAAGAGAUGGAGCUGAUCUACCAAAGGCAAUAAAUGAAAAUAAUUCCCAAUUCCAACAAAUGUGGAAAGUUGGCAGUACUUUGCAGAGACUUAAAGUUGUUAUUCUGGUAAAAGGUGCUUCCAUGAAAUAUUCAUGUGAGGUGUCUGAAUACUUAUCCAAGCAUAUUAUAAUAAAACAUUUCAGUUUUAUUUUUCCUUUAAAUUACUCGCUGGUUUAUUACAAAUUUACCCUUUUAAAAUGUUGCUUUUUUGGUGUGUGAGCUUUUAAUAAAAAUAUAAAAUGGAAAA